Molecule: messenger RNA, 1856 nt
Organism: Mucor mucedo
Lineage: Eukaryota; Fungi; Mucoromycota; Mucoromycetes; Mucorales; Mucoraceae
Product: dynactin subunit 4
Exons: 4
Coding region: 499-1833 (444 amino acids)
Cellular component (GO): dynactin complex
Source: RefSeq, a predicted model, not a curated record
AGUCUAACAAUGCAAAUUGAGGUCAGUAACAGUUCCCAAUCAUAAACAUAGUAGAAAUUAAUGUUUUUGUGACCCCGUUUUUUUCUCAAAAAAAAGGUACAGCUUUGUUUUUCUUCAAUUCUUCCUUGCUACAAUCAAAAUGAUGACAACGAAUGGGCAAGAGCCUAUACCUUUUGUAGAUUAUUAUUGUGCCUGCUCGGACAAAAAAGCUAACGAGAUCAACCCCAACUUAACACUUGAGAAUACACCUACAUUAACAGCAGAAAGUGCCGCUUCAGUUACUGGUCGUCAUCUAUUAUCCAGUCAAGCCUCGAAUUAUCUUUAUCCUUUGUCACGUCUUUAUUUUUGUGAAGAUUGUCAUCAAAUUCGUUGCCCAUCAUGCGUUCAGGACGAAAUUGUAUCCUAUUACUGUCCCAAUUGUCUUUUUGAAGUACCUACCGCCAGUGUCAAAAGUGAAAAGAAUAGGUACACAACAAUAAAUCAAAUGAUUAUAUUUCCAUGGCUCAUGCUUUGACUAGAUGCGCAAGAAAUUGCUUUCAAUGUCCCAUUUGCCAGAACACGUUAUCUGUGGUAGCAGCUCAAGAACAAGCUCAACUCACAAGUUCAGGGCCUGCUCCUGGCCCUUACUUUCUAGCUUGUAAUGUUUGCCGAUGGAGUUCCCAAGAGAUCGACAUGACGUUCGAGAAACCAACUAGUUUAGCACGUAAGCAACCAUCGCACGUAUACAAAAAACAAAGACUAACCGAUAAAAAAGUGCAAUUACAAAAAAACGAGGAAGCUCUACCCGAUGCAAAGGAAUUUGAUCAGCUCAAAGAACAUUUUGAAAAGCAUCUUCGUGUCAACGCACCGCCUUCUUUACCCAAUAGCUUUUUGAAUUUCUCGAGUUCGAACGCUUUCAGCAAAUACAUGGGAACCCACUUUCAUCAUGAUCCACAAAUGCAACAAGGGAAACUCGAUGAUAUUAGUGAUUAUGAACCCAGUGUUCAGAUACCCGAUAGUGAUCCUAAAUUAUUGGAUUCCAUGAUUUCGCUUCGAAGUGUAGAUGGAGUAUCAACUUUAACUCAACGAUCCACACAACUUUAUGAUCAACCUUAUGAAUUAUCUAAAGUGCAUCCUCAACGUAUCCAUCUUUCAAUUAAGCGAUCCAAACGUUGUCGCAAUUGCCGUCAUAUUUUAAUCAAACCUGAACAAAAAGCGCAGGCAACAAGAUUUAAAAUUAAGCUUGUAGCCAUGAACUACAUACCCACCAUCAGUCUUUCCAAGUUACCCCGAAAAAACUGGCCACUUCAGGUCAAUGUACCUACUCAAAUCGUCAUCAAAUUCACCAACCCUUUAUACGAGGAAAUGAGCAUUACCUUGGCAACCCCUCAAAUAAGAAAGAAGUCUGCCUCUGAUGAGGAUAACUCCAAAAUCCGUGGUAAAGUCACUAUUCUCUCACCUCAUUUUACUGUGGGUGCUUAUAAUGAAACUUUUGAGUAUGAUGAUGAGAUGUAUCCUGCUGGAAGUAAUAGACGUCAGAACGGAUUUGUCGGAGGGACCUCGGUUGAUGGUGUAUAUGAAAAGAGAAAUAAUUACACAAGUAUCAUUGUGGAGGUUAUUCCAGAACAAGCAGGCGAAUUUAAGUUUCCAUUGCUGGUGACAUAUAACUACAAGUCAGAUGAAGAUCGUACAGACGUGUCUUCGGGUGACGUGGAUGCUGAUGAUAUAGAUGAUAUGGACGUGGAUGAUAGUAUUGAUGGCUCAAAGAAGACCAGCUCUUCUAUAAGGUUUGAUGACGAAAAGAUCAAGAGUUAUUCAUUUUGGUGUUUGAUUGGUCUUGGAUCAGCAGAAUAAAGUAUAAAAUAAAAGAAGAUAGU